GAGGAAGUGGCCUAAAAUUGAAGAAAAGUGAUCUAAAACUGGGGGAAACCGACCUAAAAUUGGAGAAAAGUGACCCAGAAUUGGAGAAAAGUGACCCAAAAUUGGAGAAAAGUGACCCAAAAUUGGGGUAGAAGGAGGCAACGUUACAGGACGUGGAGGAAAAGUUACGUUAAAGUGUCUUAAAUAGGUCAAAAAUGGCAUUAAAGGCAGCUAAAAUUGUAUUAAUAGCAACAAAAAUGGCAGUAAAUGGGGCAGAAAUAAUAUUAGACAUAACAAAAAUGGCAUUAGAGGUGGUAGAAGUGCAUUUAAUGGAGCAAAAGGGGCAUCAAAGGCCACAAAAAUGGUAUAAAUGGAUUCAAAAUGGUAUUUAAUAGAUCCAAAAUGGCAUUAAGUGGAUCCAGAAAGGCAUUCAGGGCAGCAAAAAUGGCACAAAAGUGACCAAACGUGACAUUAAAGUGUCUGAAAUGGCUCAAAAACUGCAUUGAAGUGAUCAUAAGUUACAGAAGUGUACAAAAUCCCCCAAAACUGCCCCAAAACUGAUUGAAAUUGCCUCAAAACCCACGUGGGACCCAUCUUUUCCUCAGUUUUCCCUCAAAAAGGCUCCAAUAUUCCCUUUUUUCCUCAAUUUUCAACCCAAACAGGAAUUCAGGAUUUGGGAUCUCCUUUUCCCCUCAAUUUUCCCUCAAAAAGACUAUGGGAUUUCCCUUUUCCCUCAAUUUCCCUGCAAAAAGGCCCCGCGAUUCCCUUUUUUCCUCAAUUUUUCCCCCAGAAUGGCAUUGGGAUUCACUUUUCCCCUCAAUUUUCCCCCCAGAAACCGAAUUCAAGAUUUGGGAUCCCCUUUUCCCACAAUUUCCCCCCAAAACAUGGAAUUUAGGGCUCGGGGGGGGCUUUUUUCCCCUCACAAAAAAAGCCCCCAAAUCCCCUUUUUUUUCUCCUCCCGAGAGUCGCCCUCUUGCCUUACCUCCCGCCGCUAGGGGGCGUCGUUUCCCCGUCCCGCCCCCUUCCCCUCCAGGGCCUCGCGCACGCGCCUUGCGGCCGGACAGUACCAGCCUGAGGGGAACGCGCGGGGGGAGCCACGCGAGGGGCAGGAACGGGCGAGUCCAUUGCGAGACGAGCCCGGGGAGGUGUCGGGGAGGCUCCGGGGCCGCUGGAGAUGCUUUGGCGCAUUUUUGGUGGGGGGUCUGCGGGGGGAGGGGCGGCAGAACCCCCUCUGCACCCCUGCCCGCGCCGCGGCCUACCAAACCCACCUGGACCUGGUGCAGGAGCGCUGCAAGACUGUCACCUCCUUCUACCAACAGCUCGCCAUCGAUGCCACCUCUGAGAGGCCCUCGGUGCACCUGACCCCCACCACCAUGCUGUACUCGGGGUGCUCACAGGACGGCAGCCAUUUUCUGUCAGGUUUUUCAGGGCAGAAAAGCACCCGGUACCUGCAGCAGGAGCUGCCCGUGUGCAUCACCCACCACAUCCAGGGCUUCUGCAACCUGCCCUUCAUCAUCAGCUGCAACCCCACCAUCCUGCACGUGCAUGAGCUCUACCUCCAUGCCUUCCAGAAACUGAGUGACUUACCCCCAAUCCAGCUGCACAGUGACGAGGUUCAGUACUGUGCGUUGCUGCAGCAGCUGCUCGAGGACCACAAGGAUAUGGUGACGCUGCUGGCAGAGGGGCUGCAGAAAUGCUGGAGACACAUCCAGGACGAGUGCCUGCCGCGGUCGUUCCUGGAUAAGACACUCACCUCGCGCCUGGGCAUGCAGAUGCUGGCAGUGCAUCACCUGGUGCUGCACAAGGACACGGUCAGCUCACCUGGGCAGCUGGAUUUCAUGGGCAUCAUCUGCACAUGCCUGUCCCCCAAGAAACUCAUUGAGAAGUGGGUGGACUUGGCUAGGAUCUUGGACCGCAGCAGGGGCAUGCUGGACAAAGUGACCGAGUACCACUACAGCAUGGGGUGGCCCUUCCACAGCCUCAUUGAGCCCAACGGCCAGGCCGGGCCCAAGCAGAGGUUUGGCUUUGGGCUGCUGACAUCACGCACCUAUGCUGAGUACCUGGCGGGGUCCCUGGUGCUGCAGUCGCUGCAGGGCGUCGGCACUGACAUCUGCCUGAGGCUGUGGCACAUCGAUGGCAAGGCCAAGAGCUUCUGCAUCUAGGGGGGCUUGGGGGCAGCCAUCGGGGGUGAGGAGAACCCCUGGGAGGUGCACAGCAGGGCAGUGCAGAGCCCCAAAAGUUGGGUUUUUGGUCACGGAAAGCCAGGAGGACCUUCCAAAGUUGGACUUUUUGGUGGAGGUUUUCCAGUUGAAUCCCCAAAGCUGGAGCUUGGUCAUUAAAAUCAUGGAGAGAUUUCAAGGGCUGGGUUUUGGUCAUGGAAACUGAGGAGGAGCCCAAAAGUUGGACUUUUAUGGUGAGGUUUUCCAGUUGAAGCCUCAAAAGUUGGGUUUUGGUCAUAAAGGUCAUGGAGAAUGUUCCAAAGUUGGAUUUUUUUGGUGGAGGCUCUCCAGUUGAAACCUCCAAAUUUGGCGUUUGGUCAUCAAGGUCAUGGAGAACCUUCCAGAGUUGGGUUUUGGGUCAUGGAAACCAAGGAGUACAUUCCAGAUUGAGACUUUUUUGGUGGAGGUUUUCCAGUUAAAUCCCCAAAGUUGGGUUUUGGUCAUCAAAGUCAUGGAGGACCUUAUAAAUUUGGAUGUUUUUGUUGAGGCUCCCAAAAGUUGGGUUUGGUCAUUAAAAUCAUGGAGAACCUUCCCAA
This is a messenger RNA of Cyanistes caeruleus (blue tit), 2734 nucleotides long. NCBI's taxonomy places the organism in Eukaryota, Metazoa, Chordata, Aves, Passeriformes, Paridae. The record is from RefSeq and is a predicted model, not a curated record.